AUGUCUCAACACGCAAACUCAUCAUCUUGGACUUCUUUUUUGAAAUCGAUUAGUUCAUUUAAUGGAGAUCUGUCGUCUUUGUCUGCGCCACCAUUUAUUCUUUCUCCCACUUCCUUAACGGAGUUUUCUCAAUAUUGGGCUGAACAUCCAGACUUAUUUCUUGAGCCAUCAUUUAUUGAUGGUGAAAACUAUAAGGACCAUUGUCCCUCAGACCCUAAUGUGGAAUCACAAGAAGUGGCGCGAAUGUUGGCAGUAGUUAGAUGGUUCAUUUCAACUUUGAGAUCACAAUAUUCCUCUAGAAGUGAAUCGAUGGGCUCUGAAAAGAAGCCUUUAAAUCCCUUUUUAGGUGAAGUAUUUGUUGGUAAGUGGCUAAAUGAUGAACAUCCAGAGUUCGGUGAAACAGUGCUUUUGAGUGAGCAGGUUUCACACCAUCCACCUAUGACGGCUUUUUCGAUCUUCAACGAAAAGAAUGACGUUUCUCUUCAAGGCUACAAUCAAAUCAAAACUGGGUUUACUAAAACGUUGACACUAACCGUUAAGCCAUACGGACAUGUUCUUUUAAAGAUCAAAAAUGAAACCUAUUUGAUUACAACUCCGCCUUUACACAUCGAAGGUAUUUUGGUCGCCUCCCCCUUUGUUGAAUUAGGAGGUAGAUCAUUUAUACAGUCAUCAAACGGUAUGUUAUGUGUUAUAGAAUAUUCAGGAAGAGGGUAUUUUACGGGCAAGAAGAACUCUUUCAAGGCGAGAAUCUAUAGAAAACCCCAAGAGCAUAAUCAUAAGGAGAAUGCUCUAUAUAUAAUCUCAGGUCAAUGGUCUGGCGUCUCAACAAUUAUAAAAAAAGACUCGCAAGUUUCACAUCAGUUCUAUGAUUCGUCAAAAACCCCUGCUGAACAUCUAUUAGUAAAGCCAAUCGAGGAACAAUAUCCUUUAGAAAGUAGGAGAGCUUGGAAGGAUGUGGCAGAAGCAAUUAGGUUGGGCAACAAUAGUAUGAUAAAAAAGACUAAGGAAGAACUAGAAAAUAAACAAAGAGCUUUGAGAGAACAAGAACGUGUGAAGGGUGUCGAAUGGCAAAGAAGAUGGUUUAAACAAGUGGACUAUAUGAAUGAUGAUAAAUCGAAUGAUGCAGAAAAGGCAAGUGAAGGUGAUGUUUUUAAAAAAUUGGCAUCCAAGCUGCAGCUCUCUGUGAAAAAUGUGCCAAGUGGGACGUUAAUUGGUGGGAAAGAAGAUAAAAAGGACGUUUCAACCGCUUUGCAUUGGAGAUUUGAUAAAGAUCUGUGGAUGAAUGAGAGGGAGAUUACUAUAUAA
This is a messenger RNA of Saccharomyces mikatae IFO 1815, 1305 nucleotides long. RefSeq names its product oxysterol-binding protein related protein HES1 (gene HES1). Gene Ontology annotation, cellular component: membrane; cytosol; intracellular membrane-bounded organelle. The record is from RefSeq and is a predicted model, not a curated record. Gene Ontology annotation, biological process: exocytosis; endocytosis; piecemeal microautophagy of the nucleus. Gene Ontology annotation, molecular function: oxysterol binding. The transcript has a single exon. Lineage: Eukaryota; Fungi; Ascomycota; Saccharomycetes; Saccharomycetales; Saccharomycetaceae. The coding region runs from base 1 to 1305 and encodes 434 amino acids.